Molecule: messenger RNA, 1170 nt
Organism: Pollicipes pollicipes
Lineage: Eukaryota; Metazoa; Arthropoda; Thecostraca; Pollicipedomorpha; Pollicipedidae
Product: evolutionarily conserved signaling intermediate in Toll pathway, mitochondrial
Exons: 7
Biological process (GO): cell surface receptor protein serine/threonine kinase signaling pathway; innate immune response
Cellular component (GO): mitochondrion
Source: RefSeq, a predicted model, not a curated record
GCAGGUGCCAGAGAUCCGUCCGUGACCUGUCGCCCCGGUCGCGGCCUAGCGUCGGCGGCCAGCAUGCUGCAGCGCUGUCUGACGCCGCACGGCCUGCGGGUGACCUGGUGCCGGCUGCGCAGCGUCCGCCCGCGGCCGGCCGGCCGCCGCCUGCACGCGACGGCCGGUCUGCGGCGCGACCAGCCGGCGAGCUCGCAGCUGGUGCCGCGCACCAUCUUCGCUGAUGCUAAGGAGAAGAACAAGGAGACCUAUCUGGCGGCCAUGGACAUGUUCCACGAGAUGACGGUACACAAGAGGGGGCACGUUGAGUUCAUCUACGCCGCGCUCAAGGAGAUGGAGAACUUCGGUGUCCACAAGGACCUAGAAGCCUAUAAGAAGGUGCUGGGCGUGUUCCCGACCGCCCAGCUGGUCUCCACCAAUGUGUUUCAGGUGGAGUUCAUGCACUACCCGCGCCAGCAGAACUGCGCCAUCGACGUCCUCCAGCAGAUCGAGGACAAUGGCGUGAUGCCCGACUUGGAGCUGCGCGACCAGCUGAUCAACAUCUUCGGCAAGUUCUCGUUCCCGGUGCGCAAGCUGGCGCGCAUGCUGUACUGGAUGCCGAAAUUCCGCAACCAGUCGCCGUGGCUGCUGCCGCGCCCGCUGCCGAGCGAGGUGCUGGCGCUGGCGCAGCUGGCGGUGGCGCAGAUCUGCUCGGUGGACGCCCGCUCCGAGGUCACGACCUUCGCGGAGGACGAACUGCCAGAGGACGCCGUGGACCGCACCUGGGUGGUGUCCGGACAGAGCCAGCAGCAGCGCGCGCUGCUGGAGGAGCAUCCGACCGACCAGCCGCUCUACGUGGAGGGCGGGUUCCGUGUGUGGCUGCAGGACCAGUCCAUCAGCUACUUCGUGCUGCGCGCCGAGCCCCAGGAGCAGCAGAAACACGAGGGGCUCGACUCAGACGACAUCACCUACCUGGAGAACUGGACGUGGCGGCGCAGCAGCCGGACCGACCGGGAGUCGGCCUGGGACGAGAGGCCGCCCAGCGUGCACAAGCAGGAGGACGGCACCAUCAUGGCCGUCUGCGUCACGGGCACCUCGAGCCGCGACUCGCUUCUCUCGUGGAUUCGGCUGCUGCAGCGGCGCUCCCCGCGGCUCGCCGAGCUGCCCGUCCUCUUCACGCUGCGCUCGCCG